AUGACAAGCGUCGCCCAGCACAUAAUCACACCGGCGGUAAUCCGCGCGAAGUACUCUGGCUAUGUCCUGAGCAACGGCGUCAAAUGCGUCGUCGUGCAGGAUGCGAACGCGAAAAUGCCGGCGGCGGCCAUGUGCAUCCGUGCAGGCCAGCUGAACGACCCUGUGGAGCUGCCUGGACUGGCGCACUUCUGCGAACACAUGCUUUUCAUGGGAACAGAGAAGUUCCCCAAGGAGGACGAGUUCGACAGUUUUGUGUCUAAAGCGAGCGGCCUCACCAACGCCUUCACCGAGGGUUGCGAUACGGUGUACUACUUCAGCGUCAGCGAUGGCAGCCUUGAGGGGGCGCUAGAGCGGUUUGUGGAGUUCUUCGCGGCUCCCAGCUUCAGUCCCGGCGCGGUGGCCCGGGAGGUGAACGCGGUGCACAGCGAGGACGAGAAGAACCACAAUAACGACUACUGGCGUCUCGACGAGCUGAUCCGUGACUUCUGCAACCCGAAGCACCCACGCAGCCGCUACGGCAAUGGCAACCUCACCACCCUGCGGGACGAGCCGCAGCGGCGGGGAAUCGACGUGCGCGAGUCGCUCAAAACGUUCCACUCCCGCUACUACUUGGCGGAUGGGGCGACGAUUGUGGUGGUGAGCACGCGACCAGCUGACGAGGUGCUAGGCCUCAUCGAGGGGCCGCUCGCGCGGAUGAAGCAGGGAGCCGUUCCGCGCUUUUCUUUUCUCGAGGCCGGCGAGCAUCUGUUCACCAGUGCCGCGCUCGGCUCCUGGACCAACGUGCGCACGGUGCGGAAGAUGCGUGAGCUGCGGCUGAUGUGGGCGGUGCGGUCGCCGUCGUCGGCGUGGCGCACAACGCCGUCGGCGUACAUUGCCCACCUCCUCGGGCAUGAGUGCGACACCUCCGUGCUCGGGGUGCUGAAGAAGCGCAAUUGGGCGACAGGCAUGGUGGCCGGCGCCCACCGUGUGGACGAUGACUUUGAAGUCCUGGAAGCCUCUGUCACACUCACAGUAGAGGGGUUCCGGAACGCGCUGAAGGUAGUGGACCUGCUCUACCAGGGCAUUGGCCAGUCGAUUGCGCAUGGCGUGGAUGCUGAGGUGUACAAGGGGAUGAAGGCCGAGGAGCGCCUCUUCUUUGAGAGCGUUGACGCUGGCGCGCCGGCGAACCACUGCGUCACGCUCGCACAGAACGCCAACGCUACCGACCUGGAGCACUGCUGGAUCGGCGGCAGCGUGGUGCUCGAGGACGAUAUGGAGGCGGUUCUGACCUAUGUGCGUCAGCUGACACCGCAGAACUGCGUGACGUUCAUGCAGUGGGGAGAUAUGCCGAGUGAUGCAGUCACCGGCGCCACGCCAGCGGAGGGAAACCUCGUGGAGAGCCAUGGAAAGCAGCACGACGCGGAGGAUGACGAGGACAGCCAGGGUUCCGAGGGGGAGUCCGCAGAGGAGGCGGAGCAAGCGGGGGAGAGUAACGCGUCGGCUGAGGAGCUGUUUCUCUCGCUCCCGGCCUUCGCGCAGGUGCCGGUCAGCAUGGUCUCGCGCUUCCACAAGGCGCUGUACCAGACGGUCAGGAUACCGGAGGAAGACGUGGCGCGGUGGCAGAGUCUCAUCAGCGGCCCGUAUCCGCCGGAGCUGGCGUUACCGUCCACGAAUCCGUUCAUUGCCACAGACUUCACAAUUUACCCACCGGCCGCUGCGGAGGCGGUGGACGAGAUCGCCUCCCCGCACGCCGUGACAUACGUCAGGAGGGAUGCGGGCCACCACAGCACCUUCAAAAUGGCGCUGCGGUGCAACGUUCUCUCACCCGUUGCGUCCGCGAGCCCGCUGAACCGGCUGUACACGCGCGUCAUGCACGGCAUACUGUCCAACGCGAUCACGGAGAUGGCCUACUACGCAACGCUAGCGUCGCUCACUAACGAGGUGAUCUUCUCGGAAACGGGGCUGGGCUUUGCAGUGGAGGGGCCGUCGCAGAAGCUGUACGAGUUUUUCUUCGCCGUAGUGCGCAAGGGGCUGUCCAUGGAGGUGCUCCAGGGUACUGCGGAGGAGUACGCGACGUACCUGGAGACAGGCGUGCAGAGGCUCAAGAACGUGGGGAUGGGCCAGCCGUACAAGGUUCUCCACGAGACACAGAAGAAGGCGACUCGGCACACGUACUACUUGUUUAGCGAGAUGCUUGCGUGCGAGUCUGCUGCCACGUACGAGGGCUACUGCACCUUUGUGAAGCAGUACUUGGAGAGCGGUCUCCUGCUCGAGUGCUUCGUUGCGGGGAACGUGCUUUCCACACAGGAUGUGCGCGAAAUGCUGGUUGGUCAGCUGGAGAACCUCCUCGAAACCUUAACCAUUCCAAUCCCGCUGAAGGACACCAUUCCGCGUGUGCGCGACACAUACGGCCCGCGUGCUGGAGAUGGGAAAGCAAACGAGAGCGUGCUCUCCACCUUCGAUGUUCUCUCAAUGCCACCAUCGAACCCGGCCGACCCGAACGCGGCUGUUGUCGUCGACGUCAUCAUCGGCGAGGCCACUCCGCGUGUAAUGGCACUCACAGACACCGCAAUGAAGCUCAUCAGCUCCUCUUUCUUCAACGUGCUGCGCACGCGGGAGGCGUUGGGCUACAUUGUGUUUGCCCAAAGAAGUGUCGACUACUGCACAGCGCACACCCUCUUUGUGGUGCAGAGUGCGCUGAAGGAUGUGGACUGCGUCUACCUGCUCUCCCGCAUCGUCGCCUUCUUCUCUGCCGUGGAGGCGCGGCUGGACACGUUAUGCUCUGCUGAGGAGGUCGAGAAGGUGAAGAGGGGUCUGAUUGCGGCUCUGGAGAAGAUGCCCGACUCUGUCGAGGGCGAUGUCCAGCGUCUUGAGGGUGAGUAUCUCAGUCUGUCGAAGUUUGAAAGUCGCCAGCGGACGAUUGCCGCCCUCUUGACCAUCACUGCGGAGGAUGUAAAGUCGCACCUCCGCAAGUUCGUCCUCAACAGCCGCAGUGACUCUCGUGCGUUGGCGCUGUGCAUCAAUAACGCUCGCACCGCUGCCACCGAUGUGUUCGCUGAGCCAGGCAACCGUCGCGUUCCUCUGCCUCGCGUGCGGUCGAGGCAGGAGGACAGCGACGAUGCGUCAGACGACGCAUCCGAGGACACUGAGACGCUGACGCUGCCUACCUUUUUGGAUGGCGGCAGCUGUGUCGAGAUUACCUCUUAUGCUUCUGCCCUCGACUAUCAGCACGGGCUUUCCGUUCUCAAGUGCAACACCUAUUGA
This is a messenger RNA of Leishmania mexicana MHOM/GT/2001/U1103, 3243 nucleotides long. Its product is annotated as metallo-peptidase, Clan ME, Family M16. Gene Ontology annotation, cellular component: cytosol; mitochondrion. The transcript has a single exon. Gene Ontology annotation, molecular function: metalloendopeptidase activity; metal ion binding. NCBI's taxonomy places the organism in Eukaryota, Euglenozoa, Kinetoplastea, Trypanosomatida, Trypanosomatidae. The record is from RefSeq and is a predicted model, not a curated record. The coding region runs from base 1 to 3243 and encodes 1080 amino acids. Gene Ontology annotation, biological process: peptide catabolic process.